UUCCAGAGCCAUGCUUGACAGCGUUUGAUAAUCUAGCUAAAUUGUAAGUGGAACUUUCAACGAGUAGCAGCAGAAAUUAAAUACUAGUCGCGUGCUGAUGACGUCGGGGAAACUGUAUAAAACAGAGCCUCCUCGACGAAUCACGCCACUGGAAAAUUACAACGAGGCCACAAAAAGUCCCUUUACUAAUUUGCCAACAGCCACCAUUUUGGGAGUCAGAAUUGUAUUGGAAAACCACCACCCUUUGGGCCUUAUUAUGGUACACACGUGCGUGGUGGCUGGCUGUCGGAAUAGAAGAAUACCAGGCACAUCAUUGUCUUUUUACCGUUUCCCACGCGAUCCCGACAGAAAGCAGCGUUGGAUAGCUGCUGUGAACCGAGAAGGCUGGCUGCCAAAUGACGGGAGCAGGUUGUGUAGUACUCAUUUCAUCUCAGGUAAACAGGUGAAGAAUCCACGCUCGCCGGACUAUGUUCCCUCUGUAUUUACAUCAGCUCCCCUAUCCCCGGAGUCAGAAAUUAAGGAAGAGACUGCUGCCUUUGAAAUCUCAGACAAGCAGGAAGCCCAAGUGGAGGCUGCCAACGCCUUGCUCUUCCUGCAGGGCCAGGGCAGGUCUGUGGUCGACCAGAAGCCGAGCCAGGUGGACCAUGACGUGGCCCAGAGUGCAUCCUCAUCCUCUAGCAGUGACAAUGGUGAGGAAUCUGAACCCGUGUCAAGCGACAGCAAAGACAGGGGAGGGAAGCCCGGCAAAAGGUCAGCCGCAAAGCCCGACAACUAUGAGGAUGUGCUGAAGAUCUUGAAGAAGGAGAACCGGGCUCUCCGGGAGUCUGUGGAUAAAAUGUCACUCUCAGAGACCUCAUUCCGGAAUGACCCAGAGAAGGUCAGGUUUUACACUGGCUUGCCCAACUACUUUGUAUUUGAGACCGUCAUGUGGCUCCUCGCACCACACAUGAACGGGACCAAUAACAUGGUCAAACUCUCCAUGUUUCAGCAGCUGCUGCUGACACUAAUGCGUCUCCGGCUUGACCUCAAGAACCAGGACUUGGCCUACCGCUUCGGCGUGAAGGUUGGCACAGUGACCAGGACAGUGCUCAGAAUGGUUAACGUCAUGUCCACCACGCUGGUACCCACGGCUGUCUUCUGGCCCUCCAGGGCUGAGCUCCGCAAGAACCUCCCGGCAGCUCUCCACUCGACGUACCCUGACUGUGCCGUGAUCAUAGACUGCUUCAGGGUGACCCUGGAGAAACCCGGGUCAGAAGUAAACUUGUUGUGUCAGGGGGCGUCAGCAGGGAGCAACACUCUGAAAUACAUGAUAGGCAUGGCCCCGCAGGGCGUGGUCACUUUCGUCUCCAGGGGGUCGCCGGGGAGUGUCAGCGACAAGAGCCUGGCAGAGGGGUGUGGCUUCCUGGGCAAGCUCCUUCCAGGAGACGUGGUCCUGGCCGAUAAGGAUUUGGACAUUGGUGAGUCGGUGGCGGCUCAUGGUGCCCUGCUGAAAAUCACUGGCUGCGAUGGCGGAGAGGGGUCUGAAGGUAGUGAAGGUGUCUCGCUAACAGACAUUUCCCCAGAGAGGCUGAGUGUGCGGAGGCAUGUGGAGAGGGUUGUGUCCAUGGUGAAACUAAGGUACUCCAUGCUGACUGGCCCAGUGGAGGUCCCCUUCACGGCCGCUGAGCGGUCAUCCAACAUUUUCACUUUUGAUAAGAUUGUGCAGGUUGCCUGUGCCUUAAACAACCUGUGUAUAUCUGCUGCACCCCUAGAGUGACUCAUACUAGUGCUGCUCCAUACGAGCAUUGAUAGCCACUUUAAUGCUUGAACACUUAAAGAAUCUAUAUUUUGGAUGUAAAUGGCAUGUUGAGAAGUGCCCAGACACAUUUCUUGCAAAACUUACCCCAACCAGCGAUAGAUGUUCUCAUGCUCAUUCUGCAGUGCCAGUGCGUGAAAAGAAAACAUGAACAAAAGCCCCAAAAUCACCCAAAUAUGUCCUUUUACUUGUUUUGUAAUUUAUGUACUUCAGAACUUUAUCCGCAACGUUUAAUUCCUUUUUGUACGGCACGAGAGAUACUUCUGUGUGUGCAUGUGAUGGCUAACAUGGAGCAGCCAGGUGGAUAGGUUUACCACAUCCUAUGGAAUACAACGUUGUGGUUAAAGUUUGAAAUGACACAAUUGCAUGUGUACAACAUCUAAAGACCUGCAUCUGAAUGCAUUUGUUGCUUUUAUCCACACACUGGCACUGCAGAACGAAUAUGAGGUAGGUUAUCACUGGUUGGGGUAAGGUCCUCAAAAACAAGUGUCUGGGCAUUUGGUCAUAUGCAUCCAAAAUAUAGAUUUAGUUUAAAAAAACUUUUUCUUCAAACAUCCUAGCUCCAUUCUACAAUUCCACUCGUAGAUGCUGGAGAGGGGAACUUUUUAUUUGUAUUUUCUCAACAGAUAACUUUCAGAGGGAUAUUUGACGGAUCCAUUUAUCACAAUAUUUUCACUGUAUUACUAUUUUUGCCCCUCUGGAUGUAACUGAGUGAGAAUUUGAAUUACUGAGCACAUCAGCAUUUUUUAAAUGUGGAUAUAUUUCAAAGGACAUUCCAACAGUUCCAAGUAUUCUAUGAUUGAAUGUACAUUGUGGUUUUCGACCAUUACUUGGUUCUCAGAGACAUUUGCGUUACUUACAAUGGAUCAAACAGUAGCCUACCGUUUUCCUCAGGUGUUAGUGCUUUAGUUUGAAAUGCUGGUACUGCUGUAACAAAACAGAUGUUUUUACGUGACACAAUGCCUUCCAUUUCAUAUGAAUAACCACGUUUCCAUCCACAGAUUUUAUGCGAGUAAAAUCAUACUGUCUAAAAAAAUUCAUGACAGUUUUGAUGGAACGGGAAGUUUCGGUACAAUUUUAUAAAUGCUGACAGAUAAUUUGUUAGUUCGACAUGGUGGGAUCUUUUAGUGUCGGUAAAAUGAAUUAUGUGAGAAAUGGCGGCGAAAACGCCUUUGUGCUCAAAUAUUGAUAUAAUAAACAUCAAAUUGAAGUAAAUUUGGAGUCACGUGAUGAUAUGGUUUGUGGUCCUCCCACUAUGAUUCGGGAAACGAUGCCGUUUAUUAGGCUACAGAUUAAAUCAAUUAUGAACUUCACAGGGUAGUGGAAGUGCACUGUGAUCUUGAUGCUCCUUUCCAAUAAAUAUCGAGUCUUAUUCUGGUGACAUGAUAGCCGAGGCUUGACAAAUAUAUUUUUCCUGCUCUUAUCCUUAAUAAUCUCAUCACAGCCUACCCACACUUGAUCUGCGAGCUGUUGUCUAGAGCGCACGUGUCAAAGGCCAGAAUAGGCACAUUUGCUAUUUAAAGCCACAGUUUUUGUGACACAAUUUUUGCCAGAGUUGACAAUGCGAUGGAAACAUUGAACUUUAGAUUUGUAUUCAGUACAUGAAAACAUAAGCGAAAAAUUACAUUUUGUGUGUACAUCACGCACUGAUUUUUAUCCGAAAAAGUACAUUUGGUGGGAAAAUGUGUAUAUUUUAGUUAUGCAGAUUCUAGAGUUAUUCGUAUGAAAAUAUGUCGCCAAUUGGAUAGAAAUAUAGAUAAUGUCAACUGUCCUCAAAAAGCACUGUAAUGUAGGCUAAGACUUUGUCACUUAUGUUGUGGUUUAUGCAUUCUCUGAGCAUGAGUUAAGUGUGUUUCUUAUUUUUUCACGUCUAGUUUGUUCAUGUUAAUAGUGCUGACGAAUGUCAGUCUGCAAGGACAGUCUGUGUAUGGUCUUUGGUUCUGUUGAUUGAGAGGUGCUGGGAAUUUAAUGGUGCAGUUUAGGUACCUCUUUGUAGAAUCUGAGAGUUAAAUACUUUUCCACUUGUCUCUAACAUGUAGGCUCAGCAUUCCCGAACAGUCCCAUUACAUCAGAAUGUUGAAUUUUUUUAACUUACAUUUACUUUACGUGUGUCUAAGGUAAUCUGAUACAAAAUCCAGAGGGAAGUGUUAUAAACCCGACAUUCAGUACGCUGGUCUGUAUAUCGGUUGAAUUUUUAAUACCGAUGCAAUUCGCAUGUGACAAACGUUUGGACAAUAUGGUGGCGAACACUUACCGCAGAUUGCGAAGAAACGUGCUUCGGACUCCUACAUUUGGUUACAUUAGGCUAUUGUUUACAUAUUGUGCAUCACAUGCAAUUGCGUCAAGAGAGAGAUUAUUUUUUUUUAAAUCGCGUAAACAACACUACUGUGGAUACCCCUCCGACUCCCAAAAUACGCUAAAACGGAUGCGCGCACAUACACCACCUCAUUGCGGAGUCCUACUAGGAAGACUACAUUUACGUUCAAGAGGACUGCCAUGAGCAUGAUGCUUCCCAUUUGCCUAUAAAGUAGCUAUUUUGUUUGAAUAUAGAAGGUGAUGUGUAGGAACUUGAAUAUUUGAGUGAUAUUUCUGCUGUGUGCAUCCUUGGGAUGAUGCGGCGCACUCUACGCUGAUAAACCUAUUCUUUGCCAUGUUUACAGCCCUAUUCGGACGGGUAUUACUAGAGACGUUGGUUUUGUAAUUAUCCAAGCAUGUGCAUUAUUCCAGAGAACGAUUCACACAGGAUUAGUUUUUCCAAAUUGUCCCCUGUAAUUCUUAAUUUUUUCCAAAGCCAGUAGGUUUUUAUUGUAGGCGAGAAUGUCAACGUGAUAGAUAUGCGACACGUGAUUGGCUGCCAAAUGUAUAGGUCUCCCCAUAAAUCUACAUGGAUUUUCUGUCUGUUGCAUGUAGAAUAGUUUAUCUACUAAUUGAUAUCCCCUACUAUAAUGAACAUGCGCAAGCCAAGAAAUUGCGAAAUACAGCAUUGCGAUAGCCUAAAUCGUUUGAUUACGGAUCUGACGGUUUGCCUAUUGGCCGAGAUGUCUGGCUGUGCACCUCCACCAUUCGCACUCAUGCUAGCUCGCUCUUUCUUUAUUUUCUGUGAAAGAUGCGAGAGUUUGUUCUCGAAAUAAGACUACGGAAAAUAGUUUCCCCCGUUGCAAAAAUACUGAAUCUUGAGUCGAUUUCGAAGCUUGACACACAAAAAUGGGAGUCGACUCCCUACCUAGGUGUCAGAGACAUGCUAUAGCACAACAUGCCUUCUUCUCAUUGCUUAAAUGCACAUUUCAUUGUUUUGCUUACAUUGUGUAUUAUAAUAAGCUGAUGUGCUUUUCUUCACGAUGACGGGAUACUAUAUAAUGUUGUUGUGUCUAUAACCAUGUUUGCCAGUGACAGUCUCUUCCCAAUUCAAAUAUUUUUUUAAACAAAAAGUUCAGUAACAGACCCAUGGAUGCGCACAGCAUAGGCAUGUAUUUAAUGUGCUAUUCAUGCAUUAAAGCUCUGACGCACUGGUAGGAUUGUCAACCGUUUGCCUGCGGACAGUAUUUAGCACCUCAGAAUGGUGUCAGCAGUCAAUCUCUUUUUUGUGUUCACACAGCAAAGACCUUGAAAGUUGUCAGCCACUCAAUCAUAUUAAAAUACUCCAAACCAGAAGUUGGCGAUGCUUAUCCGUGCAUAUUGCUUAUGGUCUCGCUAUCUGCGCUAAUGUUGCUAAUUUGUAGAAAGCCCUUGUUGAUACUAGCUAGAUGACGAAAACACAAUUUAUUUCCCUCUCCAUAAUCCCGUAGCCAAAUUGUUUUGCUAGUUAACCUUGGCAUAUUCACCAGCUAGCACAACGAGCUAGCUAGCUAAGGACGCUGGACUAACUAACUCUGCAGUUAAUUCAAUCACAAUUGAUUAGCUAUGUCAAUACUAGUUAGUGGUUAGCUAUCUUGGAAGUAUUUAGUGUUGUGUGCAUUUGGUUAGCUAGCUACGCUACAUUCCCAUAGCCUACAUUGCAUAUGAAGUGUGACUGGCUUGUCCAUGGAUGUAAGGAGAAAAUGCCCUAUUUCACCCCCCUUUUUGGCUCGCACACUUGGGGGUUCAUGCUCUCUACUUGGCUCAAAGUGAAGUUGUUGGCCACUGACAAGCUUAUCUAUUCUACAAGUACAAUCAUUAGACCGGGUCGUCAUGCAGCAGGUACAGCUUUUCUGUAAACAUAAAGAACGACAUCCUACUGUUAUGUGUACCGAUCGGCAGUGAGAUUCUCGGUAUUUCAUUCUUUACAAUUCAUUUCAAAAGAUGAAUUUGUUGCACUACUCUUGAUUGUUAUUUACCUGUGCAAUGUUCUUGUGUAUGAAAAGCAUGUAAGACCCAUAGCCUGCCCUAUUCCAUGAUGCAAAUGAUUAUCAGCCUCCUUUUGAUGUCAAGGGUUAUUUGUUGUUCAUUAUUUGCCUAUGAAUAUAAACCAAAUAUUAAUAUCUUGA
This is a messenger RNA of Oncorhynchus nerka (sockeye salmon), 6258 nucleotides long. RefSeq lists its product as uncharacterized. Bases 98 to 1756 code for a protein of 552 amino acids. The transcript has 3 exons. The record is from RefSeq and is a predicted model, not a curated record. NCBI's taxonomy places the organism in Eukaryota, Metazoa, Chordata, Actinopteri, Salmoniformes, Salmonidae.